Molecule: messenger RNA, 2235 nt
Organism: Frieseomelitta varia
Lineage: Eukaryota; Metazoa; Arthropoda; Insecta; Hymenoptera; Apidae
Product: protein PTCD3 homolog, mitochondrial
Exons: 10
Coding region: 188-2128 (646 amino acids)
Biological process (GO): mitochondrial translation
Cellular component (GO): mitochondrion
Molecular function (GO): ribosomal small subunit binding; rRNA binding; protein binding
Source: RefSeq, a predicted model, not a curated record
GAAAGCUUCGUGUUGCAAGUGUAUGCAUACUUAUGUGAGCGAGUGUAUGUAGUUCUACUGAAACAAUUUAGAUUGAUGAAAGAAAGAAAUUAUAUUAACAAAUGUAUAUUCACGUUUUAACUUUUGCUAACUAUAAUAUUUAAAUAACAAGAUUUUCAUAAUCUUGUAUUUAAUCAAAACAUUCACAAUGAAUCGCUUGAGAUGCCUUUUAGAUAGAACUUCAUGGUAUGAGUUAAGAAGGUUACAAUCUUCAUCAUCAGUAUCAAAUUCUAAGAUUAAAAUACCAGCUAGAAUACAACGUGACUCUACUGAUAUUUUACACGCCCUUGAAAGUACUAUACCAAAAGAUUUUAUAAAUCUUAGUUAUAUAUAUCAUGAUGAUCCUUAUUUAUAUCCAGUAAGGAAACUUGAUUAUCGUAAUCGUGCAUUGUCAUACGAGGCAGGCAAAAAAGCUGCAAUAUGGAUUCAUAAAGAACAUGGAGAUUUAUUUCCGAAACAUCUCUCAGAUCCAGAAAUUGAAGCAUUUAAGCCACCUCUGAUGUAUACUGAUAAAAGUCAAGUAUCAGAAGAAAUACUUUUACACGCCAUAUCCAAGCGUAUGGUGUCUGACGCUUUGCAUAUUUAUAAAUUGUUAGACUCCAAUGUUUCUAAUGAAACAAAACAAUUACUUUUAGAGUUAUUGUGUUUUUAUAACCAUGAAACUGCUGCACAGAAUAAUUUACAUUUAGAACAAUGGUUUGUCAUAUCCCAAGAUACACAUAUUUGGCAGUACACAUCAGAAAUUAAUGAAUUGUUUGGGUUUUUAAUUAAACAAGAUUCUUUAACAGCAGCAGUGGCAUAUAAUGUUAUGAUAUGUGGUUUAACAAAACACUUAAGAACAGCUGAAGCUUGGGCUCUAUAUCAAAAAUGUGAAGAAGAAAAUAUUCCAUUAAAUAUUACUACUUAUAAUUACAUAUUAUGGCUAAUUCCAGAUAUUUUUGGCCACAAGAAUGAACUGAAAAUAGAAAAUUUAUUUAAUAUUAUUAAUAUAAUAAAUAAAAAAAGAGUUAAGCCAAAUGUUAAAACAUUGAAUAAUGCUCUUAAUGUGAUUAGAGUAACAAACACAGAUAAUAAGAGAGAGAUUGCAAAACGUUUUCUUAUGGAAUUUAAACGAUUAAAUAUAAAAUUUUCACUGGCAUCAUAUUAUUAUAUUAUGAAUAUAUUUACAGGAAACAACAAGAAAGGACAUGAUAAUUUUCUGCAAAUUCUACAUUCAGUAGAAAAUGAAACUUUUAUCAUUCAAGAUCCAAUAGAUUUAAAAUUUUUUAAACAUGCUAUGUACUUAGCUUCUAUAUUCAAUGAUAGAGAAGCUGGUGAUAAGAUUCAUAAAUUUUUUCUGGCAAAAGAUAAUUAUAAAUUUAUUGCAACUGCUGCUAUAGAAAACGCUUAUUAUAGCUCAUAUUUAAUGUUGGUAUUGUCAACAAGUACUAUUGAGGAGUUUUUUAAAUUUUAUGAGAAUUUAGUUCCAAACGUAUUUGUGCCAUCAAAACGGAUUUUAACAGAAAUUAUAGAAGCUUUUAAAUAUAACUCAUCACCUCACUUAAUGAAAUAUAUACCAAGACUAUGGUCAGACAUGAAUACUUAUUGUCUUAUAGAACCUUCAACGAAAUUUAUUUUAUUACGUUUAAUACAAAUAAAUAUUUUACCUGCUGAUUCGGUUUUAAGAACAGAUCUUGUGAAUAUAGCUUGGGAUUGUUGGAAUAUCAUUCAGAAAGAAAUCAAAAAGGAAAAAUAUACUGCAAUUGAAAAUGCUGUGACAGCUUGCAUAGCAAUAAUAUUGUUACAUGGUAAUCGCGUAGAAGAAAGUAUUAAGGUUAUGACAUAUACUGUUAAAGAAUCAAAUGUAUUUCUUCCAACAAUGAAUGAAAAACAAGUGAAUGAAUUAUUCAACAAUUACAUUUUUAAAAAAUGUAUCGAAGGAGCUUUUCUUAUUCUUGAAUAUUCUGUAAAUUCAGGAUUUCCACAUAUCGUUGAAAUGGCUACAAAAUUACAGAAUCUUUCAGAAUUUACAAAUGUAGAUCGUCAGAGAUUGAUUGAUUUAGUGGGCGUGGAAGCAUUAAAUUCCUUAGAUACAGAAAAAUCAAAUUAAAUUAUAAUUUUGUGAGAAAAUGUUUAUUUUCUCACAAAAUAUUAUGUAAUUAUAUAUUCUCUUUCCUUUUUAUUGUCUUUACAAUUAAUAAAACUCUUAAAUUAUAA